AUGAAGACUCCUCCAAAUUCAGAAGAUGAACUAGAAGAAGACAACGAUUCUGAUGACGCAUGUCCAGUGUUUAGGGAGGGUGCAAGAUUUGGUGAGUUGCAUCUUGAGGUGGGUAUGAAAUUUGGCACAAAGUGGGACUUUAGAAAAGCUGUUAGGGAGUAUACAAUUCAAGAGGGUAGGCGCAUACGCCUUGCGAAGAACGAUAACAUAAGGUGCAGGGCAGUUUGUAAGGUUAAGGAGUGUCCUUGGGUGGUUUAUGCAUCAAGGGACUAUGAGAACAAUUGUUGGCAGAUCAAAACCUUUAAUGACGACCACACAUGUCCCAGGGAAGACAAAAAUAAGGCUGCUAAUAGGAAUUGGGUCUGCAACGAGCUUGUGAAGAAGGAUGCGAACCAUCAUAUCUACGUCAUUGCAUGGGCAAUUGUGGAGAUAGAGAAUAGGGAGAGAUGGAAGUGGUUUCUUGAAUUACUGCAUCUAGACUUAGAACACUACAAAGAAAAUGGCUGGUGCUUUAUAUCCGAUAUGCAAAAGGGACUAAUAUCAGUAGUGCAAGAGGAAUGUGCAAGGGCAACGACUCAUCAAGAGUUCAGGGAUGGAAUGGACAAGAUAAAAAGACCGAAUGAAGAUGCAUGGGCAUAUUUAGAUAAAUGGCAAAGAGAUGCAUGGACUAGAAGCGCAUUCAGCCAUAAGCCGAAGUUGGGUAGCAUUUGUAACAAUGCAUGCGAGGUGUUCAAUGCAAAGAUCAAGGCUGUGAGAACCAAGCCCAUUAUAACAUUGUUGGAGGAGGUUCGAAUGUUCGUUAUACGAACCAUAGCCAAGAACAAGGUGAAACUAAACAAUCACACUGGAGUGCUCACAUCGGUUAUAAAGAGUAUUCCUUGUGUGCAUGCAUGUGAUGCACUAUCUCGGGUUAACAAGCCACCAGAAGACUUUUGUCAUCGCUUGCUAAGGAUGGAGUCAUACAGGGAAAUAUAUAAUCAUCAUAUUAAUCCAAUUCCUGGACAAUCAUUAUGGGAGCAUGCAGAAGAAUGUAACAGGCCACAUGUACCAAAAAUAAAGAGGAAACCUGGAAAACUACAGAUGAAGAGAAGGAUGAAUGCUGAUGAGAAGGGUGGUGGAGGAUCUAAAAAGUCUAAAACUGAUCCCAAUGGAGAUAAUGUUCAUCUAAAGAGGCAGUUGGGUCCCUUUACUUGCAGUUUCUGUGGUAAUAAAGGACAUACAAAGAGAUGUUGUAAGAAGAAGAGAGCUUGUGAUGCUGCUGCGGCUGCUGUUGUAGUUGCUGAGGCUGAUAAGAAGAAGAAAAAUAAAGGAGGUGCUCCUGCAUCUGAGCAGCAACUUCAGCAGCCUCAAGAUGAUGGUGACCAACGUGAUGGAGAAAACAAUCCUCUUGUGUAG
This is a messenger RNA of Arachis ipaensis, 1395 nucleotides long. RefSeq lists its product as uncharacterized. The record is from RefSeq and is a predicted model, not a curated record. NCBI's taxonomy places the organism in Eukaryota, Viridiplantae, Streptophyta, Magnoliopsida, Fabales, Fabaceae.